Molecule: messenger RNA, 3449 nt
Organism: Carassius auratus (goldfish)
Lineage: Eukaryota; Metazoa; Chordata; Actinopteri; Cypriniformes; Cyprinidae
Product: aftiphilin-like
Exons: 10
Coding region: 223-2433 (736 amino acids)
Biological process (GO): intracellular transport
Cellular component (GO): trans-Golgi network membrane; AP-1 adaptor complex
Molecular function (GO): clathrin binding
Source: RefSeq, a predicted model, not a curated record
CCUAGCAGAGUGAUAAUAAAGGUCUGGCUCCGGUUGCAUGUUAUUGGACACGGAACUCCGGAUGAGCGUAGAAACUGGCAGUGAGAGCCAGUUUAACUUUACUUAGACGAGACGGGACGAGACGAUACUUGUCCUCUCGCUGAACAGGAUCGGUGCCCGUCAUGAUCAUCCAUAGCAGAUAAGUGACGGGGUGCAUGUGGCCACAGGUGGCGCAAGAAGAGCAUGGAGCCGGAUGUCAUCCAGCUGUACUCUUCCUCUCCUCCUCCACUGGAUGAGGCUGGAGAGGAAGAAGAGGAGGAUGAGUUUGGGGAGUUUGGGGGUUUUGAUGGUGGAGGGAUGUCCUCCAGUCUCUGUUUCUCAGAGCUCAACACGCUCACAACAUUCAACCAAUCAAACGCACUGGAGGACUCCCCACCUGACCUGUACAUCAAAUCCGUGCAGAACGUCACUGUAUCGGGGAGUGGAUGGGAAGACGAGAGAAAAAUGGUAGGAGAAUCAAUCAGCAGUGUCGAGAAAACAGAGAAGGAAUCGUCUGACAUUCUCACAAAUGGCAUGAUGUCCUCCAACCUACAAAUGGAGGUCUCUACUGAAAAUGGUCAGAACUCUACCUCGAUACUUUCUGAUGUCCAAAACAGCAACAUGGGUGAUGGACACAGCCUCAGUAAUGGCUACAGUGGGUCUUGUGCAAAUUCAGAGCAGGACAAAGCUCUUUCCAUCUGCUUAGAAAGCACAGACACUGAGGAAAGCUCUAGACUGGAUGUCAGUGUAGCUGAUGUGUUAGAAAGAAACCGGUUAAUUAACCAAAUGGACAACAUGUCAGACUCGAACAAUCACUUAUCGCUUAAAGAAUCUGAACCUGGAGAGACAGAAACCAUACUGGAGUCAUGUAGUGACUCCCAGUCGUUUACUUCCUGUGGAGAUGCACAAGAGGCUGAAGGUGAGCAUGAACAAAUGGAGAACUUUGUUGUAUGUGGUGACGCAGGCUGUCUAGACGGGUCUGCGAACUGUGUAGAUAUAACUGAAACAGAGACGACCCCCUCACUGGAUGUGGAUGUAAUCGCUGACACACAGAGCGGAGACACAAGGGAAAUUCAUGGAUCAUCUGUAAAAGCAGAGCUUCAAGUAGAUGAGGAGCUUGAGACACCCAUGGACUCCACAGCCGACGAGGAUUUUGGAGAUUUCAGAGAUGCAACUCAGGGUUCAGACUUCAGCCGAACUGAAUCUAUCACCCAGGAAGGAUUUCCUGAAUUUGUCACUGCAAUGUCCAGGUGCUCCACAGAUGAUGAGUUUGGUGACACGGACACCCUGAAGGACUUCAAGGACGACAAUGAGCUGGCUGAGGUAUCCGUGGAUGAUGAAGUAGCUUUUUGUUCAGAGUUGCCUCCUAGUGACAGUUUUGCUGACUUUAGUUCAGCUCCGUCUGGAGGAGUGGUGGUGGGAGGCGAGGACGGGUGGGCUGCAUUUCGACCACCUGAAGCCACUGAAGAGGGUCAGGACUCAUGGGCCACAUUUGAGGAUGAACAGAGUGCUUACCUGGGUAAAGAAGAACAAAAUGAUGAGACUUCAUUAGCGCCCUCUAGCGACAACCUCCAGAGUAGCACUGCUGAUUUCAGCUGCAAAAUACAGCAUCUCUUCAGAACCGCCUUCCCUUCAGACAUCCGUCCUGAGGUCAGCGGGGUCACUGAGGUCUUGCCCCUCCACAAAUUCCUACAGAUUCACGAUCCUCAGCAGCAAAGGGAUACAAGUGGCUCUCAGGAGUCAGAGACUCAUCUUGGGAAUGCAUUAGCCAUGUGGCGCCACCUUCAGGACAUCCUCGGCUCUCAUGGCCUCAAAUACAAGUGGGCUGGUUCCCAUAGCAACAAAAUACUCCUGGAUUGGCUAGGAAUCAGGAAUAUUUUGUUCACUGGAGAUACAAAGCAGCCAGUGAUCGUGCCUAUGUUUGCUGCUGGACUGGGAAUGCUGGAGCCCACCAAAGAGUCUCAAAAAUCUCCAGCCUCCCCUGCACUUUCCCCUUUUGCUCCUGUGGAGAGUGGAAAUAUUCUAUGCACUCAGGUGGUGUCCUCUUUGGCCAUUAGUAUUGAUGCACUAGAUGGUGGAAUAUCAGAGCUAAAUUUGGACUAUUUUGGCUCUGUGGAAGAAUGUAGCUCAGAUAGUGAAACUGACACUCCACUACCAGGUGUUGAUCCAGAGAUAUAUGAACUGACUACAGCUAAAAUGGAGAACACCACUGGUCGCAACAUUGCAGAUGCAUUUACAAAACUCAUGGAGUCUAUGGAGAAAACCAGAACAACAGCCAGGAAGCCAGAAAGAGAUGAAAAGAUAAGCGAAGAGGCAGCAAAAGUCAUCUCUCUUCUCCCCGACCUAUCCUUCAUGCAGGCCAGGGUCCUAAUGUUCCCCUCCAUCCUAACUCCAGCAGCCUUCACAUAUGACUGAACACAGCUUCAGUCAGUCACCUUGCAGCCUCAUCAUUCAUUGGUUUCAAAAAACAGCUCAAAUCACUGUUUGAUCCAUUAAAAAAAUUAAUUACAAAAAAAAAAUUACAUUUAAUGUAAAAAUGUAAUCUUUUAAAAACUGCCUAUUCCUUCACUUCCACAGUUGUUAAAUUUGUUUAAACUGGAUUGAAUUGUCCUGGAAUAUGUGAAAAUGUUGCUGAUGAUUUUUCUUCAGCAGUAAAGACACUUUGUCUUUAAUAUACUGAGUAUUUAGAAUAGCAUAUUCACCUUUAAUCUAUGAUAUAUUACUUGUUUGUUAUGGUUUUUAUUUUUGAGUGCAGUUUGUGAAAAUGACACUUUUUAAUCAAUGAGGUGAAAUGCAGAAUUGCACAUUUUAAUACUUGAAACCAGAGACUGUAAAUGAAUACUGACCCCUGGUUGCUAUACAGUAUAUAUAUAUAUAUAUAUAUAUAUAUAUAUAUAUAUAUAUAUAUAUAUAUAUAUAUAUGAAAUUAUAAAUAUUUUAGUAUGUGCUUUUCUUUUUUAUUUCUCAUUAUUUUAAAUGUCAUUCAGUUCAGUGCUUUCUUUAAUUGAUAUGUAACUACCUGUUUUUAGGCAGUUUUUCACCUUUAUCUUCUAACCAUCCUUACUUUUUUACUUCCUGUAAGUUUAUUUAUUUAGUUUUACCACAACUGACAAAAACACAAGAAGAGACUAUAUUAUAAUACAGUUUUGAUCACUUCAGUAACUAAGGGAGAUGCUUCUUUCGGCAUGUCUGCUUUUUUAGUUGUGUUUUGGUUGUUUGUCUUAUUAUUGUACUGUCACUAUUAUUUUUAAGGUGGAGAUUUCGCACAAUCAGAUAUAAUAUGAAAAUGACAGAAGUGCUAUGACAUCUUGAAGAAAAGAUGUUUGUACUGUUUCUGUGAAGAAAAAAGUGUGUAAAGGAAGUAGUGUCUUUGUCUAAUGUUUUAAAUUGUAUUUUAAAGUUCAACAACAAUAAAAAGGCACAGAAACUAG